Messenger RNA from Vitis riparia (riverbank grape), 1017 nucleotides. RefSeq lists its product as uncharacterized. NCBI's taxonomy places the organism in Eukaryota, Viridiplantae, Streptophyta, Magnoliopsida, Vitales, Vitaceae. The record is from RefSeq and is a predicted model, not a curated record. Bases 153 to 533 code for a protein of 126 amino acids. The transcript is spliced from 2 exons.
CAGCAACCCACCUUCAUUUUCCGAAGGAAACCCUUUUACCGACAUGGGAUCUCACAAUAAAUGAUAAUUUCUAAAGCAAAAUUGCAGAAACCAUGGUUUUGAUUAAGGAGUGCAGAAGAAGAAGACAAAAGGAAAGAACCUAAUCUCUGCAGAUGGUGGAAGUAUGGUGGUCCCUGUUGGGGGCUGCUAUUCCAGCCAUUGUUGCAGGGCAAGCUUUGAGAAUGAAAAGAAGGCAUGCUGAAGAGCAGAGAAUUAAGAGUGCCAGGGGGAGGGAGAAGACCUCUGAUGAGAUAUUUGUCUGUGAGAGGGUCUGUACAUCGAAAAGAAUGUUGAAGAAGGUGGGUACAUUCUCUAAAGACCCGAGUCAUGAUACUUGUGUUACUGUUUGUGGUGUAUCAGAGCUAGAUGCUUGCUCUGAUGCUUGUGCCCGGACUGUCUGUGUUAACCAGCAUCAAGUACCCAACUGGAAUGACAUUUGCCUUCGGAGAUGUCAAAGUGAAUGCCUUAAACUCUCUGCUUCUCGCUCUUCUUAGUGCAAUUUUUGUCAAUUGACUUGACUCCAGUAUAAAUUUUUGUGUGAAUUGCAAUUUUAGCUUAUGAUGGUUUACACAUCUUGGAACCAUAUAUUUUGGUGUGUGAUGACAUGGGUGCUGUUAGUUUGGAUCUGAAAUGGGAAUGAUAAGUUCCUUCUUCCUAGUCAACAGUGUCAGCUUUGUUUUGAAAUGCUCCUUUCAUUCGAGCCCUUGACCCGUUCUAUUAGCUGAUGAAUGUUUGGUCAAAUCCAUUGGGGAGGAGAUGGUUUCAUUUUGUGCUGUGUCAGAUGCUCAUGCUCAAGCUUUUGUAUGCAUAUAUAGUAUUUUGUGGAAAGUGAUUUACCUCAAGUUCUAUGAGUAGGAAGCAGACUGGAGGAGGGUAUGGAUCAGUAUGUACUGCUUUCUCGUUGUAGUUUCUUUCAAUCAACUUGUAGUUGUAUUGCUAUGUGAAAAUCAACUUGGAGGAAGGGUUAGGAACUUGAUA